Suillus plorans is the source of this 957-nucleotide messenger RNA. RefSeq lists its product as uncharacterized. The transcript is spliced from 11 exons. NCBI's taxonomy places the organism in Eukaryota, Fungi, Basidiomycota, Agaricomycetes, Boletales, Suillaceae. The record is from RefSeq and is a predicted model, not a curated record. Bases 1 to 957 code for a protein of 318 amino acids.
AUGUAUCAGGGCUGGCUAAGAGGGUGGAAGAGAGAAAAAAGGAACAUCGGGAAUUGGCGCGCUAGACUAUCAUGUGGAACGCAUCGCAUCACAACAUGGCUUACCAGUGGAGACGGUGUUGGAGAGGUGGCUGGAGAAGCGGCAACAUUACUUGACCGUCUCCUGCACCAAGGCCUACUCCUGGGCCAUUAUCCCGUAUAUGAGACCCUCCUACACAAAACCGUCCCACUUCCCCCCUGGAGGUCGAACUUCAAUGCAGAAGGAGAGCUGUUACCAGGAGGUAGACACAAUGUCGAUGAACUUAUUCCAUGGAUCUCCCACAUCACACAGAGUUCGCAAAGUACUGAUAUUGCUGCCCUUGGGGAGAAUGAGGUCGAAGUAGAUGAGCUUCUCGCGUCUCAAGGAACACUACACUGUAAGCUGGAUGCUUACAUGACGCACCUCGAUGACGCAACUAAACAUCCUAUGACGCACGUCCGAUCUGAGUGUUGGUCGUCGACAGAGACGUCCUUACAUACACAAGAGUUGGAACCGUCGGAGGCUUCGAGGAGGCUCGGGUGGAUAGUGCGCGAGCCUCUGCACAGGAGGGCAAGCUUCACUGAGGAGACAGUGUACCUCCGCAUCAAUGUUGAGAGGGUCACAAACACCUAUAAGGGAUUUGGAACAUUGAAGUAUCCAAUCAGCCACUGCCCACCUACAACGUAUCUCACAAAGUGGAUCCGAUACAAUGGUCAACUAGCUAGUGAUGAGCGGUGGAAAGAGAGAGUAAUCAUGGGUACCGUAUUACUAACUUUAGCUGCCUUUGUCGCACAGACCAGUUGGACUCGUCGACAGGCUAUUGCAGAAAUGUCGAGUCAUAGAUGGCCUUCCCAUCCAGGCAAAAAGUCAGGGAAUGACGAUGACGCUCUUGCUGUAGACCAAGAAGAUGGAUCGUACCCAACGUUGUACUCUAUCUAG